This is a messenger RNA of Haliotis rufescens (red abalone), 1794 nucleotides long. RefSeq lists its product as uncharacterized. The transcript has 2 exons. The record is from RefSeq and is a predicted model, not a curated record. The coding region runs from base 442 to 1422 and encodes 326 amino acids. Lineage: Eukaryota; Metazoa; Mollusca; Gastropoda; Lepetellida; Haliotidae.
UCACAGAGCUGACGCCAACAUCAUCACAAACCUACUACGCAGACAUUUGUGUCAUUUUGAUCGAAUCACAGUCAUCCGUGUUCUAUAUUAAUCCAUUCCUCGAGUCGACUGUCACUGUCACAUGAAUGAGUCGCGAUGUCUAUUUAUGUAUACUGACUGAUAUGCAAGAUAUGGUCUGGUAUAUCAACGGCUGUGUAUGCGGACAGUGUACAUGUAUGCGUAUUCUGUUAACGCUGACAAUUUGAGGUUAUUCACGUAUACCAAGAGAGUUUUGUUGAACUCACUCACCAUUACUGCAGUGUUAAGCCCCAUGAAGGCCAACACGUACGCUGUCUAAGGCUGUAUAUAGCCAAUACUAUAGCUAUAUAGCUAUAUUGUUAGCUACAGGAACUAUAUAUUUAUAGUGUUGUAGCUAUGGCAACUCUAUAAACCUCGCAGAGGAUGCACUUACUGAGUUUCAGCCAUAAUCCCAAAGGGUUCGUCCUUGGGUUCGAGAGCCCCAACCUCUCUGACGAUGCUCUCGAGGCUUUCAGGAGAUACAUAUGCGCCCCAAAACAACACUCGUCGAUGUGUUUCGAAGAACUUAGAACAGUGUUACUGGCGAACGACAACUUCGCCACACGACGUCUUCUCCUCCGAAGCGGAUUCAGGUGUCUCCAUAGCAACAAACCUGAGACUUUGGCCGACCUUAUAAGCCUUAUCUCAGAUACAGAAAUUGUUGGUAUAAAGAAGGAUGUUGUGAACACUCUUCUUGAAUAUGAUGCAAGGGAGUGCUACCCUCUGCUGCUGUCAAAGGACAUAGAAAUAUUGGACCUGUGGCCAGACCUCGCCUUGGAGUCGAACCCGUACGUAAAAGCAGUAGGUAUAAACACAGACACGGUAUUCAUAGACCUACUGCCAGAUUUCCUAGUAUGGCAAGUUGUCUCCCCUUGCCAUCGUCACGGACUUCGUUCGACCAGACGUAUUUCAAGAAGAGUGAUCAAACACACCGCCAUGUUCCUCAAUGACUUUGAUAUGAACUUUGAUUCUAGAAACAAGACGAAGUCCUUGAUGGCGCUUGAGACCUUACGCGCUUGCAAUUCAGUUGUAGGAUUACAUCGCUGUCUUGCUAGAAUUCUGGAACGUCCGAUAAUUAUUUGGGACGAAUGGCAGCAGUUUCUCCUCAAGGUGUUAGUACUGAUGGGACACCGACCAAGUGAAAGCCUGCUCAACAAGUUAAAAGAGUCCGAUGACUUGAGGCCAUUUGUGUUUUGGUAUGAGUCCCAUACGAGGAGAGUGCCAUCAUUGCGAGACUGUGCCAGGGUGCGCAUGCGGAAGUCGGUGACCAAGAGCAACCUUCGACAUGCAGUGUCCACUCUGUGUGUUCCACAAAUGGUAAAAGACUACAUUCUGUACAGAGACUCAAACGAAUUUUUCAAGUGACCAAUAUUUUCAGUUGUUUCAUUGGACCCGCGAAGAUCCGGAGUAGAAUAGGUCUUCAGCAACCCAUGCUUGCCGUAAGAGACUAUGCUUGUCAUAUAAGAGGCGAAUGACCGGAUCGCGUGGUCAGGCUCGCUGACUUGGUUGAUGCAUGUCAUCGUAUCAAAGAUAAAAAAACAUCGACGUAUUGAGCUUAAUGAUGUUGCUGCUGGAGAUAGCACUAACUUAGUGCCCAGUUGGUGUGUCAAGUCGUUUCUUGUUCAUUACAAGUUGUUCUGGCAAAUAGGAACACAAUGAUGUACAUCGGUCAAUUACUGGAGUCACACAUCAAUAGCGUUUCAAAACUAUUUUCCUUUCAAUAAAUAAUGAAAUUAA